Messenger RNA from Annulohypoxylon maeteangense, 1109 nucleotides. RefSeq lists its product as uncharacterized. Gene Ontology annotation, cellular component: vacuolar transporter chaperone complex; fungal-type vacuole membrane. The transcript is spliced from 2 exons. The record is from RefSeq and is a predicted model, not a curated record. The coding region runs from base 334 to 729 and encodes 131 amino acids. NCBI's taxonomy places the organism in Eukaryota, Fungi, Ascomycota, Sordariomycetes, Xylariales, Hypoxylaceae.
CAAUUACUCGCCAUCAUCGUCAUAGCUAGUCGUCUUUUUUUCUUCCUUUUUUAGUUUUUCUUUAUUAUAGUCCGCCUAUAGUUGUCUUAGGAUUAAAGCUCAAUUUCUUCUUAUUCUUCGUUGUCUGCUCUUGCCCGCUAUCUCUGGCUGAUCUGAUCCAACUAUCUACUCUCGCUGCGAUUCGCUGCAAUCCAAUCACAUCAACACCAGGCUCGACAGCUAUCAAUUGGCUACAAACAUUGGAACGCAUAUCGACUAACCGCUCCGGAUUACUGAAACUUAAUUCCACAAAUCAUAUCACAUCAACCACCUGCUUAUCCCCAAUUGCCCGAUAUGUCUAGCCAACCUCUUCUGCAAACGGCUCCAGGCAAACGAAUUGCCCUACCUACCCGAGUCGAGCCCAAGGUCUUCUUCGCCAACGAGCGUACAUUCCUAUCAUGGCUAAACUUCACCGUAAUAUUGGGUGCCUUGGCCAUCGGUAUGCUGAACUUCGGUGACCGCCCCGCAUUCAUCUCGGCUUUCCUGUUUACAGGCGUAGCUAUGCUUACCAUGAUAUACGCGCUGUUUACGUAUCAUUGGCGAGCCAAGUCGAUUAGGGUGAGAGGGCAAGCUGGGUUUGACGACCGCUUUGGGCCGUCCGUCCUAGCUAUCAUCCUUCUGUUGGCUGUUGUGGUCAACUUCGUGUUGCGAAUAACUUAUUCGAGCGGAGAGGGUGGCAAGAAACACUAAGAGGAUAUGAAGGAUUGGUGUUUACCGAAGUGCUGGGUUCGGGAUGAGAUCAUGCUUUCGAAAUCCAAUGAGAAGACGAAUCCUGAGCGACGACUUGACGUGCUUAAAAUAGCAUCACCUGCAAAACAUAGACGAUAGUCUCCGAAAUAAAAGAAAUUGUAUAUGAUGGGUGGAGGAGACGGAGAAUUUGUAUAUCAGAAAGCAUCAUGUUCUAGCAUCGCAUUUGUUCCAUACGAAGGGUAGUUUCGGUGGGGUUUAUGUUGGACAUCACGGAGUCGAUUUUUACUUAUAUGAGCAUUGUUACAUCGGGUUUUGGGGGGAGUAGUUCGAUAUUUUUAUAGCGCGAUAUCUCUCGAAGAAAACAAGAUCGAUCCAGCUUC